This is a messenger RNA of Aphanomyces invadans, 871 nucleotides long. RefSeq lists its product as hypothetical. Gene Ontology annotation, molecular function: GTP binding; GTPase activity. Gene Ontology annotation, biological process: Rab protein signal transduction. Bases 54 to 806 code for a protein of 250 amino acids. The transcript has 3 exons. Lineage: Eukaryota; Oomycota; Saprolegniomycetes; Saprolegniales; Verrucalvaceae. The record is from RefSeq and is a predicted model, not a curated record.
CGUCGCCCUCCCCCUUCGCCUGGGCGGUUCUCUUUUCAGACUGUUUAGAAGAGAUGGCGGCGAAGCGAUACAAGGUGGUGCUUCUCGGCGAAGGGCGUGUGGGCAAGACGUCAAUUCUCGUGCGAUACAUCAAGAACGAAUACGACGACCGUCAAGUGUCGACAUUGCAAGCAUCGUACUUGGACAAGAAAUUGUCGGUCGACAAUACUAAUGUGCAGCUCUCCAUUUGGGAUACCGCCGGCCAAGAACGCUUCCAUGCGUUGGGGCCGAUAUACUACCGCGAUGCUGAUGGUGCGCUGCUUGUGUACGACAUCACGGACGAGGAAUCCUUCGUAAAGGUCAAGACGUGGGUGAAAGAACUCCGACGCAUUGUCGGUGACGAUAUUGACAUUGCGAUUGCCGGGAACAAGAUCGAUUUACAUCGCAACCGCAAGGUCUUGGAAGCCGACGCUGUCAAGUACGCGCAGUCUGUCAACGCGACCCAUUUCCACACAUCGGCCAAGUUGAACAAGGGUUUGGACGACGUCUUCAUCGACUUGUCGAAGCGCAUGCUCGCGCGGGGGGGGUCUCGGUCAAAGAAAAACAAACAGAGCGCUCUCAUCGCUGACGACGAACCCGUGGCGGCGCCCCAGUCUUCGUAUGGCCCAGGCAGCACAGAUUCCAGCGGCCGGGCGCGCGACGGUGGCCGCAACACGAUUCAAAUCGUGGACGACGGCCGCGGCAACACUGGGCGUGGGGCGGCUGCAGCGGGAGGUGCUGCCGCCUCGGGAGGCGGUAGUGGCAAGAAGGGAGGCAGCUGCUGUUAAUAUUUACUUCGUUGGUAUUGAAUACAAGAUAGUGGCGUUGCUGGCUGGUGAAGUUAUAAUGAUGG